AUGGGCAGCGACAUCGCGAAGGACGUCCGCGGCAGGUUGCCGUGGUACAGGGACGACUGGCGGGAGGGCUUCAACUCGGGCGUGAGGAUUCUUGCCCCUGCUUUCUAUAUAUUCUUUGCCUCAGCCAUCCCUGCACUUGCAUUUGGAGAGCAGAUUGACCAUGACACAGAUGGGGCUUUAAAUGGGGUGCAUGUGCUGACAGCAACAGCACUUUGUGGCAUCAUUCAGGCAAUGUUUGGAGGUCAACCCCUGUUAAUUGUGGGAGUUGCUGAGCCCAUCAUUCUUGUGUACACGUUCAUGUUCGAAUUUCUGGAUGGCCGCAACAAGAGGGAUCAGUUCCUGGCAUGGUCGGCAUGGGUGAACGUCUGGGCUGCUGUGUUCAUUUUCGUCCUUGCCUUGGCUGGUACCUGCAAAUUUAUAGACAAAUUCACAAGAUUCAGCGGGGAAUUGUUCGGCAUGCUCAUAGCUUUGUUGUUUUUGCAACAAGCCAUAAAGGGCUUGGUGGAGGAGUUCAAGAGGGAAGAUGUGGAGGUGGUGGUGGAAGGGGGGGAAGAGGGAGAUGGAGAGCUUCGAAAGCUGCUCAGCGGGGGUGAUGCCGUUGCCAAUAUGUACUCUUGGCGACUUGUCAACGGGAUUUGGGGUGUGGUUCUUGCCACCGGACUUCUGUUGACAUCUCUUCUUGUCCACGGUGCCCGUUCAUGGAGCUUUGGCAAGGGCUGGCACCGCUCUCUCCUUGCUGACUAUGGUGUUCCUCUUAUGGUCGUUGUGUGGUCGGGCAUUUCAUACUCUAUCAGUGGCACGCCAGAUGGCAUUCCCAGCAGACUGAGUAUUCCCAAUACCUGGGAUGUCAAGGACACUUGGAAGGUUGUACAAGACAUGGGUGACGUCGAGGGAUGGCUCAUUGGAGCAGCAGCCAUUCCAGGCUUCAUCAUCACAGCUCUGUUCUACUUCGAUCACAACGUGUCCUCCCAGCUGGCUCAGCAGAAAGAAUUCGCUCUCAAGAAACCCCCUGCAUACAGCUAUGACUUCAUGUUACUUGCCUGCAUGACUCUGAUGUGCGGGCUUCUUGGAAUCCCACCAGUCAACGGCGUCCUACCUCAAGCUCCGAUGCACACAAAGAGCCUGGCAACGCUGAAGAAACAGCUCAACAAGAGAGAUGCAAGGAGGGAGUUAGUUCGAAAUUCGCAAGCGCAGGGCCUCAGCAAGGGCAGUCUCAGCCAAUCUUCAACUGGCAGCUUCAAGCGUGCUUCUGUGGGGGUUCCCACGUCACCUGUGUCUCCCGACGCUGGGCUGGCUCGAAAGUCUGCAGGGCAUGAGCAGCAGAGGUCCAUGGUUGGAGGUAUCCCAAAAGUGCCAUCCGCUGCAAGCCUAAGCGAUGGGACAGCAGGGAAGAUGAUCAAGCAAUCGGCUUCGCAUCAGAGCCUGCUAUCCCUUACCAGUGGGGAGCGUGUCUCAAAACAAGACUUUGUUACACUGGAGGUGAAGGAGCAGCGACUGUCAGGCUUGCUGCAGGCAACUUUGGUGGCUGCCUGUUUGGGUUUGACGCCCAUCAUCAAGAAGAUCCCAAAGUCUGUGCUGUGGGGCUACUUUGCAUACAUGGCUAUUGAGUCCCUGCCAGGCAGCGAAUUCUGGGAGCGCAUCCUCCUGCUGUUCACAGACCCAAAGAAGCGUUACCAGCUGCUGGAGGCCGCCCAUGCACCCUACCUGGAGACUGUCCCAUUCAAUGUCAUCAUCCAGUUCACUCUCUUUCAGCUCAUCUUCAUGCUGUCGGUUUAUGCCAUCACCUGGGCAGGGGUCGCUGGGGUUGCCUUUCCUCUGGCCAUCAUGGCUCUAAUCCCCUUUCGGCAGUACGUUAUGCCCAAGAUGUUCUCUGCGGCGCACCUGCACGAGCUGGAUAUGGCGGAGUAUGAGGAGGCCCCACCCGUGGACCACAAUGAGGUGCUGCGGGAGAUGAAGAAGCAAGGCGUGAUCCCAGAGGAUGAUGAAGAGGAACGCCGCCAGGCUUUGGACAGGGAGGUGGUGGGGGAUAUGAUACCCCAGGUCAAACACCACCUGACCAGAGCUGAGCUGGAGCGACGGAAAGAGACCAUGGAAGUCGCCGAACCAUCCCGAGAGGAAGGGCUCCGCCACCGAAAGAAGGCGGAGCCGCUGCCGAGCUCGCCUGCCAGUGGAAAAGAAGGCCCUGGCCAGGCUGACAGCAUUGUAUGA
This is a messenger RNA of Ostreobium quekettii, 2208 nucleotides long. NCBI's taxonomy places the organism in Eukaryota, Viridiplantae, Chlorophyta, Ulvophyceae, Bryopsidales, Ostreobiaceae. The record is from the annotation of a GenBank genome assembly.